Molecule: messenger RNA, 948 nt
Organism: Ziziphus jujuba (common jujube)
Lineage: Eukaryota; Viridiplantae; Streptophyta; Magnoliopsida; Rosales; Rhamnaceae
Product: protein C2-DOMAIN ABA-RELATED 4
Exons: 3
Coding region: 112-615 (167 amino acids)
Source: RefSeq, a predicted model, not a curated record
UUCCCCCAAUACCCGAAACUUGUUUUUGUAUAAUCCUCCAGAUAUUCUUACUUAUACUUUCUUUCUUUUUCUUUGAUUUGGGUAAGAACUAAGAACCAAACCUCUGUUUUCAUGGAGAACCUCAUGGGUCUUCUCAGAAUUCAUGUUCACAGAGGGGUCAACCUUGCUAUUAGAGAUGUCGGAUGCACAAGCAGUGAUCCUUAUAUUGUCAUCAAAAUGGGCAAACAGAAGUUGAAGACUAGAGUAGUGAAUAGAUCUCUAAAUCCUGAAUGGAAUGAAGAUUUAACCCUUUCAAUUUCAGAUCCAAAACUUCCAGUUCAUUUGUUUGUGUAUGACAAAGACACAUUUAGUUUGGAUGACAAAAUGGGUGAUGCUGAGUUUGAGAUUGGCCCUUUCGUCGAAGCUCUACGUAUGCGUCUGGGAAACCUCCCUAGCGGAACCAUAAUUUCGAAAAUACAACCGGACAGGCAAAACUGCUUGGCUGAAGAGAGCCACAUUGUUUGGGAAAAUGGAAAGCUGGUGCAGAACUUGGUUCUGAGACUGAGAAAUGUGGAGAGUGGUGAAGUGGAACUCCAAUUGCAAUGGAUUGAUAUUCCUGGAUCCAGAGGCAUAUAGACUGUCUUCUUCCACCUUGUCAAAUAAUGCCAUAAUCACUUUAAAGCAGAGACUUACAACAAAGUCUUUGCUUCUGUCGGUUUCUUUAGAAGCAUUAUAUAGAAACAGGCUAUAUCUAAUUUACUUGUACUUUGGUAUGCUUUCUUAUUUACCCUCCUUUGUAAUUUAGUAUGUUGUGGUGCUUAUUUUAUAUCCUUGUAGCAUAUCGAAAUUACUUAAUGGUCAAGAAUUAGGCCAUGUAUAAACUUAUUGUAGUUUUCAACAAAUAUGAAAUUAGGCCUUAAAACGAUCAUGUACUGAUUAUUAUUAUUAUUAUUAUUAUUUUGAGUUGAA